This is a messenger RNA of Aspergillus melleus, 2524 nucleotides long. RefSeq lists its product as uncharacterized. Gene Ontology annotation, cellular component: nucleus. The record is from RefSeq and is a predicted model, not a curated record. Bases 864 to 2162 code for a protein of 432 amino acids. The transcript has 2 exons. Gene Ontology annotation, biological process: ubiquitin-dependent protein catabolic process; protein polyubiquitination. Gene Ontology annotation, molecular function: ubiquitin conjugating enzyme activity. NCBI's taxonomy places the organism in Eukaryota, Fungi, Ascomycota, Eurotiomycetes, Eurotiales, Aspergillaceae.
UCCUGAGCUUCUAAAGGUUGAGUCCCAAUUGUAGAUAUUAUUACGGGGCGGAUCAAAGGAACUAUGGAUGUCUUUUAUACUCCGUCUAGUCUGAUCUACCAUCUUGGAUAUCUCGAUCCCCGGUCCACAAUAAUGAACGGCUAAGAAGGCAAUAGUCUCCAGGGAUAAGGACUAGUCCCGAAUAGGCAACCCAUUACACUUCCCCAAACGCGUCAGCCACGCGUCAGUCACAUGACGGAUCUCGCGCCUUUGUUUGCCGACCCGAUGGAGACUAGCGGCGACCGCUUCACAUCAUCAAAACAAAAGAAGGGAAACACCGCAGACGUCGGGGCAACCGAGAUCUAGACAAAGCUGGCCUGUGAUCGUCGCCUUCUUCUUUUUGCGCCUGGACUCCGUUACAUGUGUCUGGCUUAGCUCUGUCAAAUCGGAUUUUAUCUUUCCGGUUCUAUCUCUGUCGUGAUCACAGCGUGCAUUCGUUACCAUUGGACCUUGGGCACCUUUGUGGCACCACGCAACAUACUUCGAUCAUCGUCAAUAGCUGCCAGAUCGCACCAACACCACCGCUCCAUUGCCUUGCCUAUAACUGGAAACCAGGAACAAUAUGGUUAGCCCACCCUCCAACUAUUCUAACUUAUAAAACAGACGAACGAAAUGGACGAUUUAGCUAACCUCGCCCCUUCUUUCAGCCGUCUGGCUUCCGACGUCUGGCGGCAGACCAUGCCGCCCUACACGAGGACCUCCCGCCGAAUUACCUCCAUCCCUCCGAAGAUUCGUCCGGCGAUGACUUGACUCAACUCUCGACCCUGUUGGCUGGACCGCAGGGCACGCCGUACUCGCAGGGUCUAUGGCGACUCCACCUCAAAAUGCCCGAGGAUUACCCCAAGAGCCCGCCCAAGGCCACGUUCAGAACUCGCAUAUGGCAUCCGAACGUGGAGGAAUCGACGGGGGCUGUGUGCGUGGAUACAUUGAAACGGGACUGGAAACCGACAUUGACGUUGAAGGAUGUUCUUAUCACGAUAUCAUGUCUCCUGAUUUAUCCGAAUCCAGACUCUGCCUUGAAUUCGUCGGCCGGAUCGCUCCUCCAAGAAAACUACGAAGCCUUUGCCCGCCAGGCAAAGCUAAUGACGUCUAUCCAUGCGCCUGUCCCGGCAGACAUGAAACAGGCAGUGUCCGAGGCAAAACUACGAGGAGAGGAUGCGGGCACGGUGAUUCCAGAGCAAGAGGAUGGUCGAUUAUUACGGUCUCGCAAAAACGUCAAGACCCAAACAGUGACAAUGAAGAAAACCGCCCAGACGAACGCACCCGCUACUACCCCGCUGACGACAGCAAAAUCGCAACCGUCGCCGUACCAACUCGAUAACCAAGAUACAUCCGACGAUGACGACGAUGACCAACUCGAUGAUACAGAAAAUGACUCCCCGGCCCCUACCUUCUCAGACGACGAGCCCGACAACCUCUCUGCCGCCAGCAAAGAGAACGACCCCUCGCUAUCCCCAUCUCCCGUCAAGUUCUUCUCGUCGAGUCCCCGCAAGAAUGCCUUCGGCAAACGACCCCUGUCUGUCCUCACAGUCCCAGUCGACUACCCAGAUCCCUCAUCCGCAACGGGAAUGGGCAUGGCCUCAGAUGGAGACAACAGCGACACCGACACCGACCACCCCAUGACUGCCUCUGAAAAGAACAUCGCCGCCAACCACCACUCCGCCGUCCGCGACCCCCAAUACCACAACUCCCUUGAUGGCUCCCCGCAGCGCAAAUCCCCUAAACUCUCUCUCCUCCAUAAAGGCGUCAACUCCUCCGGCCGCAUCCGUGACGAUCUCCAAAUCUUCGAGGACGUUCCCGAGCCCGCGACAGGAAAUGGGAUGGACCUAGACCGUCAAAUGAGCGGCGACGGCAAAGAGAACCAUGAAUCUUCCUCGUCCACCUCCGCCGCAGGGUCUAAGGGUCUACGGGAUCGAAAACCUCUCUCCACUUCCUUCCCAUCGACCAUCCUCGCUCCCUCGUCAACGAUCCCAGCCGGCAGUACGGCGGCCAAUACCUUUCCCGCGGCUGCUCCUGGCCUGGGCACCUCUAAACUAUCCAGACCGGGCCUCCUAGGCUCGAGAAAAGUCUCCGGCUCUGGCAUGAAAAAAGCGAAACCUCGUCUUGGUAUUAGGAGGCUGUAACCUCCUUACCUACCUAACCAUCCUCCAUCAACCAUCCCGUUACUCUUCACGUACCCUUAUUUAUAAUACCUUCAGGUUAUACCUGACUCUCUUCCUAUAUCCCUAUCCCCCACCCUUCUUGUUCGUUUCUCUUUCCUUGUCCUUUUUAUUCCCCUCUGUCCUGUCUUCCCAUGCCAGGGCUUCUGUACGGGGUGUAUGUCGCAUUUGGCUUGGCGUUUUCCAGUUUUUUAAAGUGUUCAGCAUUGGGGCCAGGGUUGGAAUCGGACAGGCAACUGACAACUGAUUGGCGUGCAUGGCAUACAUACAUUCAUACAUGAGUUCUGAAAAAGUGACUUAUAUACAUUUCUCCCUCUCUUUCUCUC